AUGCUCGUAAAGCUUGACAACUCGGAGCCAUCGGCAGCCAGCUCUAUGCUGCUCCGACUAGUGAGCCAGAAUGUCCGUUAUGCCACCGAGAACCCCACUCACAACGAGAAACCGUGGAGCUUUCGGGGCUCGAAACUCUGUAACCAGCUGGACUUCAUCACGGCUGGCCACGAGUCAGCAUUCAUCUGUCUGCAAGAAGUCCUUUACUCGCAACUCGAAGACAUCCAGUCCUAUCUCGGUCCUGCCUGGGCUCACAUAGGCCUCGGUCGUGAUGAUGGCAAGCGUGGUGGCGAAUUUUCACCAGUGUUUUACCAGAUUGAACGUUGGCAGUGCGAACGGAAUGAAACUAUUUGGUUGAGCAAGACGCCGGGAAAGCCAUCUAGGGGAUGGGACGCAGUACUGAACCGUGUUGUCACCGUCGGAGAGUUUCUCGACAAACAGACCGACACGCGUGUAGUUGUCAUGAGUACGCAUUUCGAUCACCGAGGCAUUGUGGCUCGAGAGGAGAGCGCCAAACUGCUUCUUAAUGUUGCUCGAGAGUGGAGCAACGGAGCAAACGGCAAACCUCCGACAACUGUCCUGCUUGCGGGUGACUUCAACAGUACGCCGGAUGACAAUGCAUACAAGACAAUGGUAGCACCGGAGUCAGGCAUGGUCGAUGUCUCAACUCAGGUUUCCAAAGCGAAGCGCUACGGAAACGAAAUCACGUACACGUCGUUUGACGAGCCGGACGAGGAACCGAAGAGGAUCGACUUUUUGUUUGUGAAGGAUCCGAGCCCGGCCACCAUCAAGACAUUUGGCGUGCUGUCGAACAGAUUCGAUGAUGGCUUUUUUCUGUCUGACCAUAGGCCGGUUGUUGCCGACGUUGAGAUUCCUGUCUUACGAACGGCCAGCAGUAUAUUUUGA
Messenger RNA from Colletotrichum godetiae, 906 nucleotides. Its product is annotated as endonuclease/Exonuclease/phosphatase. The transcript has a single exon. The record is from RefSeq and is a predicted model, not a curated record. Gene Ontology annotation, molecular function: 3'-5'-RNA exonuclease activity. Bases 1 to 906 code for a protein of 301 amino acids. Lineage: Eukaryota; Fungi; Ascomycota; Sordariomycetes; Glomerellales; Glomerellaceae.